AUGGGAAACGACGGCGGUGUGAUCGCCGUGAAGCGAAAGUUUAUGCGCCACGCGAAUGUCAAGUCGCGUGGAGAGCAGGCUGAACAGGAAGUGCUCCGAUUAGAGAAGUCGCGUACUUGUGCUCUGUCCUCAGAGCAGUUACGUGAGCCCGUAGUAGCAUGUCGUCUUGGUAAUUUGUUUAAUAAACAGGCACUGCUAGAAAAUUUGCUUGCCAAGUCGAUUCCCGAAAGGUUCUGCCACAUCACAUCUAUCAAAGAUGUCGUCACUUGCCGUGUGAUGUACGACAAGGAAGAAGAGAACGCACUCUGGUGCUGCCCCGUCACAAUGAUUGAAUUUAAUGGUAAGCAGCCCUUUGCAGUGAUAUUUACUUGUGGAUGUGUGCUGUCGGAGCGGGCGCUUAAAACAAUAAGUACGGAAGAGUGUCUUGUGUGCGGUAAAACAUUCGGAAAGCAGGACAUUGUGAUGCUAAGUUUGAAUGAUGAGCAUUACGAGGCGAAGCAGAAGAAACUAUUAGAGGUCAAAGCAGCUGAAAAACGGGGUAAAAAGAACAACAAACCAACACAAGAAAAAUAUAAGGAAUACGGUGAUCACGAGCAUACAAAAACACAGGAGGGAAAGAAGCGGAGAAGAAUAGCGAAAAAAUUGUCAGAAACAAAGGAUGUGCGGCUCGUCAAGAUUGCCGAAGACGCCAGUAAAUCCAUUUAUGAAGCCAAAGAGAAAAGUCAAGUGUUUGCAUCUCUUUUUACGAAGAGUAAAAAUAAAAAGGCGAGUGCAAAUGAUCUGCUCAUGACAGUUGGUGGAAUGCGCUACACGCUAUCAUGA
This is a messenger RNA of Plasmopara halstedii, 822 nucleotides long. RefSeq lists its product as uncharacterized. The transcript has a single exon. Lineage: Eukaryota; Oomycota; Peronosporomycetes; Peronosporales; Peronosporaceae. Gene Ontology annotation, biological process: mitotic DNA replication termination; site-specific DNA replication termination at RTS1 barrier. Gene Ontology annotation, cellular component: nucleus. The record is from RefSeq and is a predicted model, not a curated record. The coding region runs from base 1 to 822 and encodes 273 amino acids.